GCGGGGGCCACGCCGGCCUGGCCCCGCCAGCCGCGAUCGCGCGCGCGGCCCCCGCCCCUGGCGCGGCCAUGGAUGUGACGAGCAGCUCGGGCGGCGGCGACCCCCGGCAGAUCGAGGAGACCAAGCCGCUGCUAGGGAGCGACGUGUCGGCCCCCGAGGGCACCAAGGUGAUGGGCGCCGUGCCUUGCCGCCGGGCCCUGCUGCUUUGCAACGGGAUGAGGUACAAGCUGCUGCAGGAGGGCGACAUUCAAGUCUGUGUCAUCCGGCACCCUCGGACCUUUCUCAGCAAGAUCCUCACCUCCAAAUUCCUGAGGCGUUGGGAGCCGCACCACCUAACGCUGGCCGACAACAGCUUGGCAUCCGCCACGCCGUCUGGGUACAUGGAAAACUCGGUCUCCUACAGCGCCAUUGAAGACGUUCAGCCGCUGUCCUGGGAGAAUGCCCCGAAGUACUGUUUACAGCUCACGAUCCCUGGAGGGACCGUCCUGCUGCAGGCUGCCAACAGCUACCUGCGAGAUCAGUGGUUCCAUUCUCUGCAGUGGAAGAAAAAGAUUUACAAAUACAAGAAAGUCCUGAGUAACCCGAGCCGCUGGGAGGUUGUCUUGAAGGAGAUACGGACACUGGUGGACAUGGCUCUCACGUCCCCGCUGCAGGAUGACUCCAUCAACCAGGCACCACUGGAAAUCGUCUCAAAACUGCUCUCGGAGAACACAAACCUGACCACUCAGGAGCACGAGAACAUCAUUGUGGCAAUUGCGCCUCUGCUGGAGAACAACCACCCACCACCAGAUCUCUGCGAAUUCUUCUGCAAGCACUGCAGAGAGCGGCCCCGGUCUAUGGUGGUCAUCGAGGUGUUCACACCGGUGGUUCAGAGGAUCCUUAAGCAUAAUAUGGACUUCGGGAAAUGCCCAAGGCUGAGGCUCUUCACCCAGGAGUACAUCCUCGCCCUGAAUGAGCUCAACGCAGGCAUGGAGGUGGUCAAGAAGUUCAUUCAAAGCAUGCAUGGCCCCACAGGGCACUGCCCACACCCCCGGGUCCUGCCCAACCUCGUGGCUGUGUGCCUGGCUGCCAUAUAUUCCUGCUAUGAAGAGUUCAUCAACAGCCGCGACAACUCCCCCAGCCUGAAAGAGAUCCGGAACGGCUGCCAGCAGCCGUGCGACCGGAAGCCCACCUUACCUCUGCGCCUGCUGCACCCCAGCCCGGACCUGGUGUCUCAGGAAGCCACGUUGUCUGAGCCACGGCUCAAGUCGGUGGUCGUGGCCUCCAGCGAGGUCCACGUGGAGGUGGAGCGCACCAGCACUGCCAAGCCGGCGCUGACAGCCAGCACGGGCAAUGACAGCGAGCCCAACCUUAUUGACUGUCUCAUGGUCAGCCCGGCGUGUGGUACCAUGAGCAUCGAGCUGGGCCCCCAGGCCGGCCGCACACUCGGCUGCCAUGUGGAGAUCCUCAAGCUGCUGUCCGACUAUGAUGACUGGAGACCGUCUCUGGCCAGCUUGCUUCAACCCAUUCCAUUCCCCAAAGAAGCUCUCGCGCACGAGAAGUUCACAAAGGAGCUGAAGUACGUGAUUCAGAGGUUUGCAGAAGAUCCAAGACAGGAAGUCCACUCGUGUCUGCUGAGCGUGCGGGCAGGCAAGGAUGGCUGGUUCCAGCUCUACAGUCCCGGAGGGGUGGCCUGUGAUGAUGACGGGGAACUGUUUGCCAGCAUGGUGCAUAUCCUCAUGGGCUCCUGUUACAAGACCAAAAAGUUUCUGCUCUCACUGGCUGAAAACAAGCUGGGCCCCUGCAUGCUCCUGGCACUGAGAGGGAACCAGACCAUGGCAGAGAUACUGUGUUUGAUGCUGGAGUACAACAUCAUUGACAACAACGACACCCAGCUACAGAUCAUCUCCACGCUGGAGAGCACAGACGUGGGCAAGCGCAUGUAUGAACAGCUAUGCGACCGGCAGCGGGAGUUGAAGGAGCUGCAAAGGAAAGGCGGACCCACCAGGCUAACACUGCCCUCCAAGUCCACGGACGCGGACCUGGCCCGCUUACUGAGCUCCGGCUCCUUUGGAAACCUGGAGAACCUCAGCUUGGCCUUCACCAACGUCACCAGUGCCUGCGCCGAGCACCUCAUCAAACUGCCUUCUCUCAAGCAGCUCAACCUGUGGUCCACGCAGUUUGGAGACGCCGGCCUGCGGCUCCUGUCGGAACACCUCACUAUGCUCCAGGUGCUGAACCUGUGUGAGACCCCAGUCACCGACGCGGGCUUGCUGGCCCUCAGCUCCAUGAAGAGUCUUUGCAGUUUAAAUAUGAACAGCACCAAGCUCUCGGCUGACACCUAUGAGGAUCUGAAGGCCAAGCUUCCUAAUCUAAAGGAGGUUGAUGUUCGCUACACUGAAGCCUGGUGAAGCCCCCUGUGUGCACAGGAUGGCGUCGCACAAAACAAAAACAAAAAAAGAAACAAAACAAACAAAAAAAAUGACUCUUGACUAAUAGCCGUAGAGCAGUGGGUCCCAGGGUGGUCCCAGCACCUGGCUGCGGGAUAGAUGGGGGAGUCUUGGGGGGGCGGAGGGAGGAAGGGUGGGGAAAUCCUCAGCACGCCCAGACACCCCCCCCCCCGCCUAAUUCUUAGAGCUUCAUAUUGGAACCUUUGACCUUGAUCAAAAGCGGCCUUGGUGGCAACAAGAGGAGGAACAGCGGGCAGGCAGGGCAGGGAGGGGUGGGGGGAUCCCUGUGUGGAGUUUCUUUGCCUUUGUUGUGUGAUACCGUGGGGGGUUGGGGGGAGCAUUCAUCCAGCCUGAUGCUGUUGACUCGGGCCAGAAGGAGGAGUCUUCUUCCUGGAGGUGCACCGAGCGGAGAUCUCACCCCUACCAUUGGGGCAGGAAUACCCAGUCACGUCACCCCAUCGUCCUGUGUCCUCACCAUCGCUAUGCAAAGUGGUUCUUGUUGUACAUAAGAUUUAAAUAACGCACCUAUUUAAGAAACGUUGACAAAUUGUGGGUCUGGGACCCGCUCUUAUUUAUGAAGUCUUUCACCGGCCCUCCCUCCUCACCUGCCCCCACUUGCCCGCCCUCCCUACCUUCCCCCACACACAACCCCCCCACCCCCUGGCGUGUAGUACUGUCUGAACCAGUCAGCUGUUGGGUUAGUGCUUGUAGUUCAGGUUUUUAAAGGAAACAACAACAGGGAAAAAAAGACCUUUGGAAACUUAAUUGCUUUUUUUCUUACCAGUCUCUGUAUGGUAAUAUUCUCCUGGUCAGUCAGUCUGCCCACUUGCUACUCUGUAUUAUUUCCAGAUGUCUCCAGCUUCCUCGUGGGUGGGGAUCAAGAUGGGGGGGAGGGGGUGGGGAGAGGAAGAAAGAGGUUCUCCGUAUUGUAGCUCACACCUCCCCUUCUCUGCUUCUGUGACUCUGGAAGGGCCCUGACCUUCCCUCCCUGUAUAUCCCUGUAGGAGAGUUGGUCCUCCAAGGUCCUGCUGUCGUUCCUUACUCCCUUUUAUGCUGUCCCUGUCCCCUACUGAGACUUGCAACCUGUGGCUUCCCCACCCUGUGGUUUUAACGCAUGCCCCAUGCCCACUUCUUUGCAUGGUCUCUUGGGAGAAAAGAGCAGCUACGUCACCCAGCCAGCCUGACCCGACCCGACCGUCCACACCUCCCCUCCACCGACAUGGUCACUGCUGCGGCAUCCCCUCCCCCUUGUGCCCAGAGGCAGACCAACCUCAUUUCUUUUUACAAACAGUUGGCUUUUUCUUACCAAGCCCUCACUGUACAGAAACGGCCCUUUGACAGUCCUUUUGGGGAUACCCCCCCUUUCCCAGACUCCAGCCCUUUUUAUGUUAGUUUAGCACAAAUCUUUCCCCUCCCUGGCACCUCCAAACCAGACCCACCAGUCGAUGUUAAUUUUUUUUUAUCUAUUUAAUCUUAUUCGAUGGAGACCAUGCUUCAUUUGUUUUAUACUUUGCCAGGUAGACUUUAUUACCCACCCUGCCCCCAACUAUGCCCUCAUUUUUUUAAAAAAGGAAAAAAAAAAAAAAACCACACCAAAAAAAAACAAAAACAAAAACAGAAAAAAAAACAAAAACAGAGACUUCGGGUUCGAGUCUCAGUCUUAAUUCCCCUUCCGUGGCAGGUUUUCUUCUGUGCGUGUGCCUGUGUGUGUGUGGAGUGAGUUCUGGUUUGUGUUUGUUUUUCUCUGUUGAUUUCUGUUGUUGCUUUCUCCCGACCCCGCGACCCCGGUUCCGUACUUCACAGCACCCUGGUGCAGAGAGAAGCAGAAGCAGAAAAAAAUAUAAAAUAAAAUAAAAAAGUAAAAAAAAAAAAAAUUUAAAAAGUUAAAAAAAAAAGGAAAAAAUUUUAAAAAGGAAAAAAAAAAACGAAGAACUAAGACAUGCCACCCCCACCCCACCCCCACUCCCACCCCGCAAUGUUGCUUUUCUUGAUGGUUAAUAAUAAAUACUGUCACGUAGCUGUGUACAAAGAGAUGUGAAAUACUUUCAGGCAAAAAUAAACUGUAAGUGACUCAUGAAA
Molecule: messenger RNA, 4508 nt
Organism: Rattus rattus (black rat)
Lineage: Eukaryota; Metazoa; Chordata; Mammalia; Rodentia; Muridae
Gene: Cmip
Product: c-Maf inducing protein
Exons: 21
Coding region: 69-2390 (773 amino acids)
Cellular component (GO): cytosol; nucleoplasm
Source: RefSeq, a predicted model, not a curated record